Molecule: messenger RNA, 567 nt
Organism: Pelobates cultripes (western spadefoot toad)
Lineage: Eukaryota; Metazoa; Chordata; Amphibia; Anura; Pelobatidae
Source: the annotation of a GenBank genome assembly
AUGUACUACAUCCACUGCCUGCAUUGCCUCCACUACCUGCACUACAUCCACUACCUGCACUACAUCCACUACUUGCAUUACCUCCACUGCCUGCACUACCUGCAUUACCUCCACUGCCUGCACUACAUCCACUACAUCCACUACCUGCAUUGCCUCUACUACCUGCACUACAUCCUAUACCUGCAUUACCUCCACUACCUGCAUUACCUCCACUACCUGCACUACAUCCACUACCUGCAUUACCUCCACUACCUGCACUACAUCCACUACUUGCAUUAUUCCAUGCCUGCACUACAUCCACUGCCUGCAUUACCUCCACUGCCUGCACUACCUGCAUUAACUUCACUACCUGCAUUGCCUCCACUACCUGCACUACAUCCUAUACCUGCAUUACCUCCACUACCUGCACUACAUCCUAUACCUGCAUUACCUCCACUACCUGCACUACAUCCACUACUUGCAUUAUUCCAUGCCUGCACUACAUCCACUACCUGCAUUACCUCCACUGCCUGCACUACCUGCAUUAACUUCACUACCUGCAUUACCUCCACUGAUAAAAUGAGCUGA